Molecule: messenger RNA, 492 nt
Organism: Lycium barbarum (goji berry)
Lineage: Eukaryota; Viridiplantae; Streptophyta; Magnoliopsida; Solanales; Solanaceae
Exons: 1
Coding region: 1-492 (163 amino acids)
Source: RefSeq, a predicted model, not a curated record
AUGCAAGACUAUGUUUGUGGCAGAAGAACUUUGCAUCAGUCUUCUAGCAACUCUUGUGCAUUUCCAAUGAGUUCCUACUUAUCUCUUGAAGCUGUCAGUCCUGCAUAUCAGUUGUUCCUAUCAACCUUAUCUUCCAUCCAAGAACCUCAGUCUUAUGCAGAGGUUGUUCAAGAUCCUCAAUGGGUUGAGGCAAUGGAACAAGAACUUCAAGCACUCAAUGAUAAUCAGACUUGGUCCAUGGUUCCAUUGCCAGCUGGAAAGGUGCCUAUUGGGUGCAAAUGGGUCUUCAAAGUUAAGUAUAGAGCUAAUGGGGAAGUUGAAAGGUACAAAUCUCGGUUGGUUGUCAAAGGUUACAACCUAAAGGAGGGGAUAGAUUUUAAGGAGACAUUCUCUCCUGUUGUGAAGAUGAUGACAGUAAGGGUGGUGUUGGCUUUGGCUGCUGCAAAUCAAUGGUGUUUGCAUCAGAUGGAUAUGUCAAAUGCCUUUUUAUAA